ACCUUGACGCACCUCGUAUCAUUUUAUUUAUAGUCUACAUUUACAGCAAUGAAAGAAGGAACUACAGUAUAAGUCGUGAAUUUCUCAAGUAAAAAAUAAAAAAACCUCAAAAAUAACAAAACAAAUAUCCAAAAUCUAAGAAAGCAUCUCUAGCAUCGAAGGCACAGUUGAAGGAUUACAUUAUUUUCAAGGUGCUAAUCACUAUUGUUUUGUAUUGACAUCUACAACAGACAUCAUAAUGGGUGAAAAUUCAGUGGAAAAUAAAUCGUCUAAGUAUUUAAUGACUGACAUCAAAAUUAACCUCAGUCCAUCUUUUACGCAACGAGCCUAUUCACUAAAAGAGGAGUUUUCAAGCAAAAGUCUAGAUGAAAAAUUAAGAGCAGGUUCAGGAAAAACUCUUCAUUUGGAAGCUCUCGAAGUGUUAUCUGAUGAAUGUCAGAAACUAAUUGAUAAAAGAAUAAACAAUCUAUUGGAAAAUCCGGAAGAACUUGGCAAAAAAAUUGCUAAUGAUGCUUUAAAGAAAGCUUCAGCAGAAAUGAAAAAACAGCGUAAAGAAAUUCAAAAUAAUUUCGAAAGUCAGAUGAGAGAAGAAGUCCUGAAAGCCGAAACUGAAGAAAGAGAAAAUUUGUCAGGAAAAGUAAAAAACGAAAAAAUGUGUGGAGAAAAGCGUUUACUUUCUGCAUUAGACGAAGCACAAAAGCAUUUUCGGGACCAUCUAAAAAUGGAAAUUGAGCACAUUCAAGAAGAACAGAAAUCAAUUUGGGAAGAAAAAUUCUCGAAAAUAAAAAAAGAAUUUGAAGAUAAAAUGAGAGAUAUUAGUGAAGCAGCGGCUCGUAACAAAGAACGACGUAUAACUCAAAUGAGGGAACAGUAUCAGAAGGAAACAAUGGAAUUUUUAAGACAAUUACGAGCCGAAGAGCAACAACGUCUGAAUUGUAGAAUCUACAAACAAAAACAAGAUCAAGAUUCAGAUAUCAAUAAACUAGAAUUAAAGAUAGAUAAACUUGAAAAAGAGAUGCAAAAAUUAAUGAGCUGUUUGAAAGAAACGCUGAAGAGGAAAGCAGAAAUCGAAGCAGAAAUUACAAAAAUUAAAAAUCUGCUAACGCAGUUCGUAAAAUUAGCGAGUAAAACCGAAAAAGAUCCAAAUUACAAAGCGAAAAUUGGAGAGAUGCUCAAAAGAGCAAAUAUUGAUUGUUAAUUAAAGAAAUAAAUUUUUAAACAUAUUA
Centruroides sculpturatus (bark scorpion) is the source of this 1226-nucleotide messenger RNA. Its product is annotated as cingulin-like. The transcript is spliced from 7 exons. Bases 239 to 1198 code for a protein of 319 amino acids. The record is from RefSeq and is a predicted model, not a curated record. Lineage: Eukaryota; Metazoa; Arthropoda; Arachnida; Scorpiones; Buthidae.